AUGGGUCGACACGCGAAUCCUGACAUUCGUCGUGCCUUCGUAGAAUUCCAGGAUGCGGACACACCAUCCAAAUGCAACAAAGUCAGAUGCCAGUACUGUGGCUUCGUGCGAGCGAAGAACACGACGAGGCAGAUUGAGCAUCUACAGGAGUGCCAGGCCUACAUCAAUUCGCCUGACGCGCAAGCACACAUGAUUGCGAACCAGGGCAGCCAGUCCAUGGUCGAGCCCAACAUGUCGCAGGGACCGAGUGCUAUACUCAACGGCCAGCAGCCAAACCCGAACCUUCAGGUACAUCGUCGCGGUCCCAACACGAAGCGCGCUCGUGAUGGCCAGCCAAUUGCGCCCAAUCCUAUGCAGCAACAUCAGGCGCCCUCUUUGACGAACCACCUCCUCGCAACGUGCUCCGGGCCAUUUGCGCAGGCAACACAGCAACCGUUCCUCUCACAUGCUGGUUGUGGGUCACUUGCUGCAGGACCAUUGUCGCAAUGGCUGGUGCAGGAUGGACACUACUCGAGAGGGUACAUACGCUUCGUAGGCCAAUUGUUGGCGAAGAUCAGAUUACCGCAGACGCAGAACUCGCAGUUUCACCCUAUGUAUAGGACCAUGGAUCUGCUAAUCUCAGCGCUGAACAACAUGCGCCGCGAAAUGCAGUUCUUCGAGAUCACUGCGACCAAAUAUGGCCUUGCACUGGGCAACGAGCCACCUUCACCCAUCACACGCGCCCUACUGGAUCUGUUUGUGAGCGCUAGCAGCUCCUGUGCCUCUCUACUCGAGGGCAUGGUCGUUCUGUGGGGCACUGAGCAUUGUUAUCGCUCUGCCUGGCAAUAUGCCGCAUCCUUCAGCAACUCCCUCUCGACGCCCAGUAACGAUAACCACAUUGUCGCCCUCCACCAGGCUCUCAUUCCAAACUGGACAUCGCCGGCAUUCAACAAGUUUGUCGACGCCACACGUGCGCUUGUCGAUGAACUUGCCAACACCACCACGGCUCGCGACGGCAAGGAAGAGAUGCAACGCUGCGACGAGAUCUUCCGUCAAAUAUGCUGGCUGGAACAGCGUUUCUGGCCGGAGGUUGAUGGUAUGGGCGAAGAGGAUGACGGUGCACAGCUUGGUGGUCCUUCCCACAUGGGCACAAUGGGCACUGGCCUCGAUAACGGGAUGAACAACAGUGCAAUCAGCAGCGGACACAUCGGUAACCAGAACAUGGACAAUGGAUCCAUGAACGGCGGUCGCAUGAAUAGCAAUGCUAUGAAUAGCAACAUGGGAAACAACAAUAUGAACGGACCCAUGGGGUCGCAGAUGAACAGAUCAAGCAUGAACGGGCCCAUAAUGGGUGGACAAGGCAUGAACAACCAGAACAUGAGCGGGCAAGGAGUGAAUGGUUCUGUGAUGAGCGGCGAUGAUGGCACGCCUGGCAACGAUGAUGGUAGGAACAACUCCAUGUUUUCCAACAGCGGGCUCGAAGGUCAAGGUCCGUGA
Messenger RNA from Macroventuria anomochaeta, 1476 nucleotides. Its product is annotated as heme oxygenase-like protein. Lineage: Eukaryota; Fungi; Ascomycota; Dothideomycetes; Pleosporales; Didymellaceae. The coding region runs from base 1 to 1476 and encodes 491 amino acids. The transcript has 2 exons. The record is from RefSeq and is a predicted model, not a curated record.